UCUCUCUCUCUCUCUCCUUAAAGCCCACCACCUUUACGUAUCUCUCUGUUACUCUAUAUAUAUCUACUCUAUAUACAAACACAGAAACACAUCUCAGGAUUCGAAGAAAGAAGUUAGAAAACGACAAAGACCGAUCUAUCUCAGAGCAAUACACAAGACAUGAUUCAGAUAAGAAGAAAUGCAUUGAUCAAGAGAUUAUUGUACGUGGGCACAAACUCUGUCAUCAAGGGAUUCUCCUCUUCUGCAUCAUCUCAUUCAAGUUCAAGGAAGCUAGAAGGCAAAGUAGCUCUCAUCACAGGAGGAGCAAGUGGGAUUGGCAAAGCAACAGCCGGAAAAUUCAUCAGCCAUGGAGCCAAAGUUGUCAUUGCAGACAUCCAACCGCAGCUCGGGAAAGAAACCGAGCAAGAACUCGGUCCAAACGCAGCGUUUUGUCUCUGCGAUGUGACCAAAGAAUCAGACAUUGCAAACGCGGUUGAUUACGCUGUCUCUCUACACACAAAGCUUGACAUUAUGUACAACAAUGCUGGUAUCCCUUGCAAAACGCCUCCUAGUAUCGUCGAUCUUGAUCUCAAUGUUUUCGACAAGGUAAUAAACACAAAUGUACGUGGAGUCAUAGCAGGAAUCAAACACGCAGCUCGCGUGAUGAUCCCACGCAACUCAGGUUCCAUCAUUUGCGCAGGGAGCGUCACGGGGAUGAUGGGAGGUUUAGCACAACACACAUACAGCGUCUCGAAAUCCGCAGUCAUCGGUAUAGUUAGAUCAACAGCUUCAGAGCUAUGCAGGCACAGGAUCAGAGUCAACUGCAUUUCACCAUUCGCAAUCACAACAUCGUUCGUGAUGGACGAGAUGCGGCAGAUGUACCCUAACCUCGACGACUCAAGACUAAUCAAGAUAGUGCACGGCACAGGAGUGUUGAACGGAGAGGUUUGCGAACCGGUGGACGUAGCUAACGCAGUGGUUUACUUAGCAUCAGAUGAUUCGAAGUAUGUAAAUGGGCAUAACCUUGUGGUAGAUGGAGGAUUCACAACUGUAAAGAGUUUAGAUUUCCCUGCACCUGAUCAAGUUUAAUAAUAUUCAUAACUC
Brassica oleracea var. oleracea is the source of this 1083-nucleotide messenger RNA. RefSeq names its product zerumbone synthase. Gene Ontology annotation, molecular function: oxidoreductase activity. The transcript is spliced from 4 exons. The coding region runs from base 160 to 1068 and encodes 302 amino acids. Lineage: Eukaryota; Viridiplantae; Streptophyta; Magnoliopsida; Brassicales; Brassicaceae. The record is from RefSeq and is a predicted model, not a curated record.